Ilex paraguariensis (yerba mate) is the source of this 387-nucleotide messenger RNA. NCBI's taxonomy places the organism in Eukaryota, Viridiplantae, Streptophyta, Magnoliopsida, Aquifoliales, Aquifoliaceae. The record is from the annotation of a GenBank genome assembly.
AUGCAAGGAAGAGGCUUAUCAGACUUGAAGAACAUCAAUGGCCAGGAUGAGAUCCUGCCAGUUCUGAUCGUUGGUGCAGGACCAGUUGGGCUUGUUCUCUCUAUACUUCUCACCAAAUUAGGCGUUAAGUGUGCAGUUUUGGAGAGGAGCAGGACAUUUCCAAGACAUCCACAGGCACACUUCAUCAACAACCGAUCUAUGGAGAUCUUCCGCAAAUUGGAUGGCCUCACAAAGGAGAUCCAGAGGUCCCAACCACCAGUAGAUUUUUGGAGAAAGUUUGUAUACUGUAUAUCUCUCACUGGUCCUCUUCUUGGGUCAGUUGACCAUAUGCAACCUCAAGGGUUGUCAGCCCAAUCUCUGUUGCACACUUCUCACAGUACAAACUGA